Cutaneotrichosporon oleaginosum is the source of this 942-nucleotide messenger RNA. RefSeq lists its product as uncharacterized. Gene Ontology annotation, cellular component: PCNA complex. NCBI's taxonomy places the organism in Eukaryota, Fungi, Basidiomycota, Tremellomycetes, Trichosporonales, Trichosporonaceae. Gene Ontology annotation, molecular function: DNA polymerase processivity factor activity; DNA binding. Gene Ontology annotation, biological process: regulation of DNA replication; leading strand elongation; translesion synthesis. The record is from RefSeq and is a predicted model, not a curated record.
AUGCUCGAGGCACGCGUUAAGCAAGCGUCUGUCCUCAAGAAGCUCCUUGAUGCCAUUAAGGAGCUCGUCACUGACGGGAACCUCGACUGCUCGGAUGAGGGUAUCGCGAUGGACAACUCCCACGUCGCGCUCGUGUCGCUGAAGCUCGAGGCCGACCAGUUCGAGUCGUACCGGUGCGACCGCAACAUUCCCCUGGGUGUUAACCUCACUUCGCUCACCAAGAUUCUCAAGUGCGCGAAGGACAACGACAUUGUUACGCUCAAAGCUGCCGACGACGCAGACUCGCUUGGUCUCGUCUUUGAGUCCCCCAAGGAGGACCGGGUCGGCGAAUACGAGAUGAAGCUCAUGGACAUUGACCAGGAGCACCUCGGCAUUCCUGACACGCAAUAUGACGCGACGAUCACCAUGUCGUCAGCUGAGUUCCAGCGCAUCUGCCGCGACCUCGGGGCUCUGGGUGAGAGCGUUAAGAUUGAGGCGUCGAAGGAGGGUGUGCGCUUCUCCUCUGAAGGCGAGGUUGGGACGGGCUCGGUCCUGCUCAAGCAGACCGCAGGAUCGGACCGCCGCCCCAACCGGGCAGCCAAGCAGGACCCGGACGAGGACGAGGAUGACGAAGAGGACAAGAAGCCCGACCUGGAUGACGAGGGCGAGGAGGAGAUGGACGACGAAGAGCGCCCAAAGAAGCGCAAGGCCAACGGUGGUGCUAAGGCAUCCAAGAAGGCCAAGGCCGGCGCUGGUGACGACGACGUCGGUGUCUCCAUCAUCCUCGAGAAGCAGGUCAGCCUCACAUUCUCGUUGAAGUACCUGUCCAACUUUGCCAAGAGCGCGCCGCUGGCCCGCGAGGUGAGCCUCAACAUGAGCAACGAUGUGCCGCUCCUCGUCCAGUUCGACUUUGAGCAGGGCACUCUCCAGUUCUUCCUCGCUCCAAAGAUCUCGGACGAGUAA